AUGGCAGAGGGUGUCAGGAAACUGAAGGGGUGCAGGAGGCGGGAGCUGAUGGCAGAGCUGGGGGCAGGGCUGGAUCCCGAGCGGUGGUGCCUCUGCGCUGGCUCUCAGGCUGGGGUCCGGCGCCCCCGCGCGCCCCUGUCCCCGCAGGAAUGUUCCCCGUACGCGGCCCACCUGUACGACGCCGAAGACCCGUCCACGCCGCUGCGCACGGUGCCCGGGCUCUGCGAGGACUACUGUCUGGACAUGUGGCAGACGUGCCGGGGCCUGUUCCGCCAUCUGUCGCCCGACCGCGAGCUCUGGGCCCUGGAGGGCAACCGCGCCAAGUUCUGCCGCUACUUGUCGCUGGACGACACGGACUACUGCUUCCCGCGCCUGCUGGUCAACGAGAACCUCAACCUGAACCUGGGCCGCGUGGGCGCCGACGCCAAGGGCUGCCUGCAGCUUUGCCUGGAGGAGGUGGCUAACGGGCUGCGCAACCCGGUGGCCAUGGUGCACGCUCGGGACGGCACCCACCGCUUCUUCGUGGCCGAGCAGGUGGGGCUGGUGUGGGCCUACCUGCCCGACCGCUCGCGCCUGGAGAAGCCCUUCCUGAACAUCAGCCGGGCCGUGCUCACCUCGCCCUGGGAGGGCGACGAGCGCGGCUUCCUGGGCAUCGCCUUGCACCCCGGCUUCCGGCACAAUGGCAAGCUCUACGUCUACUACUCGGUGGGGGUCGGCUUCGAUGAGUGGAUCCGCAUCAGCGAGUUCAGGGUCUCCGCGGAGGACAUGAACACCGUGGACCACAGUUCUGAGAGGAUAAUCCUGGAGAUCGAAGAGCCCGCCUCCAACCACAACGGGGGCCAGCUGCUGUUCGGAGACGAUGAGUACCUCUACAUCUUCACUGGUGACGGCGGGAUGGCCGGAGACCCCUUUGGAAAAUUUGGAAAUGCCCAAAACAAGGGGGUAGGAAGGGCUCUGGGCCCCAGCUCGGCCUGCAGCUGGGGACCCCCAGCAAGUCGCUUCCGCUCGCCAGUUAGACGGGAUAAUAAUAAUCUCCAGGGGGAGGCUUGUCCGCCUCCCUGUGUCCCCCACCCCCACCCGGUGGAGACCAACCGCGCGCCCUUGAGGACACUGAUCCUGGAUCCGUUCCCCACCCCAGAGGAUGACGUGCUGCCGAUAUUCGCCUACCCGCACAAGCUGGGCAAGUCGGUCACGGGAGGCUAUGUGUACCGGGGCUGUGAGUACCCCAACCUGAACGGCCUCUACAUUUUCGGCGAUUUUAUGAGCGGGCGUCUGAUGUCCCUCCGAGAGAACCCGGAGACCGGCCAGUGGCGCUACAGCGAGAUCUGCAUGGGUGGAGGCCAGACCUGUGCGUUCCCGGGCCUCAUUAACAACUACCACCCUCACAUCAUCUCCUUUGCAGAGGAUGAGGCCGGGGAGCUGUACUUCAUGUCGACGGGCGUGCCAAGCGCCACGGCAGCCCACGGGGUCGUCUACAAAGUGAUCGACCCCUCCAGACGGGCACCACCCGGCACAUGCCAGACCCAGCCCACCCAGGUGAAGGUGAGGAGCCGCCUCAUCCGUUUCGUGCCCAAAGAAAAGUUCAUCCGGAGGGCAGAGAGCACCCCACGGCCCACAGCACGAGCACCCACCAAGGCGCCCCGCCGCAGCCGCCCCACGGCCGCUCUGCCGGUGCCCACCCCGCGGCCC
Suricata suricatta (meerkat) is the source of this 1689-nucleotide messenger RNA. RefSeq names its product HHIP like 1 (gene HHIPL1). The annotation marks the transcript as partial. NCBI's taxonomy places the organism in Eukaryota, Metazoa, Chordata, Mammalia, Carnivora, Herpestidae. The record is from RefSeq and is a predicted model, not a curated record. The transcript has 10 exons.